This is a messenger RNA of Paramecium sonneborni, 270 nucleotides long. The record is from the annotation of a GenBank genome assembly. NCBI's taxonomy places the organism in Eukaryota, Ciliophora, Oligohymenophorea, Peniculida, Parameciidae.
AUGAGUAAAAUGAAGCUGAAGCUCACUUAAUCAUAAAAAGAUUUGAAUUCCAAAUCUGAUAAAUCAAAUUAAAGAAAUCCAUCAUGGGAAAUAGAAUAAAUGAUGUCAUCACCAGAAGUUAAGAAGUUUGAAGCCUUUUUAUUUGAAUCAAUUACUACUAAAUAAAGACUCUCUAUGAAAUUUGCUUAAUUUACUCCUGUUCCCACAAAAAGGAAUGAUAUUAACGAGGAUCAAUUCAGUUGGAAUUACAUUCGAAACAGUGAUUAAUGA